Messenger RNA from Malurus melanocephalus (red-backed fairy wren), 3959 nucleotides. RefSeq names its product arginine vasopressin receptor 1A (gene AVPR1A). The record is from RefSeq and is a predicted model, not a curated record. Bases 17 to 1306 code for a protein of 429 amino acids. Gene Ontology annotation, biological process: regulation of systemic arterial blood pressure by vasopressin; G protein-coupled receptor signaling pathway; positive regulation of vasoconstriction. Gene Ontology annotation, cellular component: membrane. Lineage: Eukaryota; Metazoa; Chordata; Aves; Passeriformes; Maluridae. Gene Ontology annotation, molecular function: peptide binding; vasopressin receptor activity. The transcript is spliced from 2 exons.
CCUGCGCAGCCCCUCCAUGCGCCUCGCCGGUGGCGCCGGCUCGCCCCGGGCUGUGCCCUCGCCCGGGAACGGCAGCCGGUGGCAGGCGGCGGAGCCCGGCGGCGGCAGCAGUCCCAGUCCCGAGGCGUGGUCGGGGUCGCCCAACAACAGCCUGGGGGGCUGGGACCCCUUCGGGCGGGACGAGGAGCUGGCGAAGCUGGAGAUCGCGGUGCUGGCCGUCACCUUCGCGGUGGCGGUGGUGGGCAACGGCAGCGUGCUGCUGGCCCUGCGGCGCACCCCGCGCAAGGCGUCCCGCAUGCACCUCUUCAUCCGCCACCUCAGCCUGGCCGACCUGGUGGUGGCCUUCUUCCAGGUGCUGCCCCAGCUCUGCUGGGAGGUGACCCACCGCUUCCACGGCCCCGACGGGCUCUGCCGCGUCGUCAAGCACCUGCAGGUCUUCGGCAUGUUCGCCUCGGCGUACAUGCUGGUGGCCAUGACCGCCGACCGCUACAUCGCCGUCUGCCACCCGCUGAAGACGCUGCAGCAGCCCACCAAGCGCUCGUACGGGAUGAUCGCGGCGGCCUGGGCGCUCAGCCUGCUGCUCAGCACUCCUCAGUACUUCAUCUUCUCCCUCAGCGAAGUGGAGCGCGGCUCGCAGGUCUACGACUGCUGGGCGCACUUCAUAAUGCCCUGGGGUCCCCGCGCCUACAUCACUUGGAUCACCGGCGGCAUCUUCAUCGCGCCUGUCCUCAUCCUCGUCAUCUGCUACGGCUUCAUCUGCUACCACAUCUGGCGCAACGCCCGGGGCAAGACGCGCCCAGGGGAGGCGGCAGCGGCGGGUAGCGGGCGCCGAGCGGCUGAUGGUGGCCCGCGACGGGGGCUGCUGCUCGCCCCCUGUGUCAGCAGCGUCAAAACCAUCUCCCGCGCCAAGAUCCGCACCGUCAAGAUGACCUUCGUCAUCGUCUCGGUGUACGUCGUUUGCUGGGCGCCCUUCUUCACCAUCCAGAUGUGGUCCGUCUGGGACCAGCGCUUCCCCUGGGUCGAUUCUGAAAACACUGCGACUACUGUCACGGCUCUGCUGGCCAGCCUGAACAGUUGCUGUAACCCGUGGAUCUACAUGUUCUUCAGUGGGCACCUCCUCCAAGACUGCAUACAGAGCUUCCCUUGCUGCCAAAAAAUAAAGCAAACACUGAGUAAAGAAGAUUCAAACAGCAAUAGCAGGCGACAGACUUCUUUCACCAACAACAGGAGCCCAACCCACAGCCUGAGCACCUGGAGAGAGAUGCCCCACUCCAAAUCAACCAGCUUCAUCCCCAUUCCAACAUGAGACAGGCCUCGGGCAGGCAGGGCUUGCAGUCCCAUCACAGUGUUUGGGAAGGUUAUGGCAUGGCACUUUAUGCCAGUCCAGGGCACCAUCAUGGUACCAAGGAACGACUAAGAGGGCCAUAAGACAAAAAGUGCCACCUUGCUUGAUAGGCUAUGCUGCAGCAUGUAAAUUAUUUUCUGAAAGUUAUUUCGAACUUGUCCAACUGAUCAGGAAGGUGUGGCAAAAAUAAAGCAAUUAUUUUUUUUAAAUAGAGGUUAUUUGAAUUUUUUGUCUGUUUCUGAAAUACUAAGUGCAUUGUUUGCUUGCUGUUUAAAGCAGUAAAAGUAACGGAGUUGCCAUGUGUUGGGGUAACUCUACUCUCUAGUGUUAAUGCCUAAAACUUCUCAUGAUUGUUCAAUGAAGUCACAGGGAAAGAAGACAAUAUGAGCAAGAUUACAGUUUAGUCUUAGACAUUAAAGGAAAGGAGCUUGAAAAAAGUCUUGGCUGUCUGGAUAAGGAAUGUGAUUAGACAGACUCUGAGUUGUUCGAAUUCAGUUGCUCAUGCUGCUUCAUCUUCUAAAGGUCUAGCGGUUCUCAGACACUGAAAUUUAACACCCCUUGUAGAGGCAAAUGUUUUAGUGCUGUCAAUGUCUGUAUGUGUAUUGUGGAGUUUCAUUUUUCGAGUGACAUUUCCUGUUUCCUUUACGUUGAUGGAAAUUAUACAGCAUAUUUGUGUGUGUUUGUCUGUGUGUGUCUGUGUGUUUGUUGUUGCACCUACUUUCAUUUUUUUAAACAAAUUAAAAAAAUAUAGUCAUAAAUAAGUAUGAUAUGCUAUGACUAGCUCAGCACAGUUACAAACAGAUGCACCAAGAAAACUCAUAAUGAAUACCAGAACCACUUGCUUUAUGGGUAGGAAUGCCAUCUUUCCUUUUUUUAAUUCCGUCAGACAUCUAGAUCAAACUACAUUUGGUUGUCAAGCAAAUAACCUCAUGAAUUCGGGAGAGUUUAGUCAUUUUGUAAGAGCUAUAGAACCAGUAUAUUCCAAGACACRGAUCUGAAAAUCAAACUUACAAGUGUUCUGGGAACAUAUAAAAAUUGUCAAUGUUGUUCGUUUGCCUUUUUAAAAAAAAUUAUUUUUAUUGCCAGAUCAUGRCAAUGUAGUCUUAAAAAUUGUCAGUAAACUGCAAUAAAAAGUCAUCACAACACAUUUGCUAAUUACAAAGCAUUCAAGGUGUGCUUGUUUUCAAUACAAUGCAUGCCAAGUUGACUGUAGUUCAUUUAUAUGGUGAAUUAUCCUAUUACAUCUUUCCUUGGAGCCUGUCUUUUAUCUUCAGGUUGGGUUGUGAAGUGCCUUGAGUAAGUUUUGCUGAGUUUUUGAGUCUUGAGAAUCAAUUUGACAAGUACAGCUACCAGUCUGCUCUGUUUUCCUGAGCUUUUUGGAACCUGAAAUUCAGGUGUUCCCCUGGCAGCCUGCAGACCUGCUGAUACUGGAGCAGUGGGACACAUGCGGGGCUGCACAGCACCCAUGCCAGGAGGAAACUCAGCAGCAGGUUUUUUUCUUACCCAUCAAAACCUAACAGACAAGAUUGCUUUUCUAAUUGCUUGAGGAGAUUGCAUGUGGCUUUCACUGAGGAUGGAUCCCAUGCCUGCCCUUUUAAUGGUAGCAAAAAUUGAAAGUUUGAUGCAGAAUAAGAUCAUAUUAAGCCACUCCAGAAGCUUCCCCAUUGAACUUUUUGGGCAAAGAGUAGGGAAUAUUAUACCUAAAUGAAAUUUUUGUUUAAAUAGAUUUUUUUUUGUCACUAAAGAAAAUCUUGGCUCUUCUGUCUACUUUCCUUGUAUUUGCAGUUGUUCAAAGCACUGGAACCCAGAGGAUAGCGUGGUGGGAUGGCUUAUAUUUUACAGACUAUCUUUUUUACCAUGGUUAAUAUACAGCUCUCACCAGCUCUGGACGAAGGUUUGUGAACCUGAAGUAAUAUUUUAGUAAAAAAAAAAUGCAUGCAGUGGUGUUACGUGUGUGUUUGUGCACAUUAUAUGUACUGUGUAUAUUUUGCAAGUAAGUAAUUCACAGUUACUGAAAUUGCAAGUAUUUCAAAUUAGGUAAACUACGCUUUUGCCUAGUUUUCUGUUUGUGCUACUACUUUCUUUGUACAUGAAAUCUACAUUAAAAAGCAAUUACCUGUAUUAACAGAAUUUUCAUGUUUGCAUAAUUGAAUUGUUUUUCUAUUACACAUUGCAUUCAAACAGAAAAGAUAAUAAAAAACGUGUGUAGAAUAAUGUUGAUAAUAAAAAUGAGCUGGGUAAUGACCAAUAUAUGUAUUAAAGCAAUCAGACAUAAAAUUGUAAAUUUAGGGUUUUUUKGAAUAUGUUACAAAAUCUAGGCUUACAUUUGGAGCUUGUCAGCAUGAAUUCUCCCUGUGAGUGUUCUACAGUUUCUCUAAUUAAACUGAAAACACAAUUUUCAGUAUUUGGUUUCCAGACAUUUUUUGUAAAUACUGAAUUUUUUACGUAAUUGUAAUGUURGAAGAUACAGCCAAUAUAUUUUAAUUGUUCAUCUGUGGAGAUAUUUUUUUAAAAGCUGCUUUGGGUUAUCAUGAGGAUACUGUAAUGGACACAGAAGAAAACAAAAAAUUGUUAAACCAUUGCAAGUUUAAAACAUGGAAACAUGCUCUAAUAA